This is a messenger RNA of Verticillium alfalfae VaMs.102, 1119 nucleotides long. RefSeq names its product 3-isopropylmalate dehydrogenase. Gene Ontology annotation, biological process: L-leucine biosynthetic process. The transcript is spliced from 2 exons. Gene Ontology annotation, cellular component: cytosol. Gene Ontology annotation, molecular function: NAD binding; magnesium ion binding; 3-isopropylmalate dehydrogenase activity. NCBI's taxonomy places the organism in Eukaryota, Fungi, Ascomycota, Sordariomycetes, Glomerellales, Plectosphaerellaceae. The coding region runs from base 1 to 1119 and encodes 372 amino acids. The record is from RefSeq and is a predicted model, not a curated record.
AUGUCUGACACAAAGACGUUUCGCAUCCUGGUCCUCCCUGGCGACCAUGUCGGCCCUGAGAUCAUGGCCGAAGCUCUCAAAGUCCUCGACGUUGUGCAGGACGCCCGGCCGAACAUUCGAUUCGAGCGCACCACAGACAUCGUCGGCGGCGCCAGCAUUGACAAGCACGGCGUGCCCGUAACACAGUCGGUCCUGGACGCCGCCAAGGCCUCGGACGCAGUCCUCUUUGGAAGCAUCGGCGGCCCCGAGUGGGCCGCCGCCACGCCGACGCCAGAAUCCGGCCUCCUGCAGCUCAGGCAGCACCUCGACGCAUUCGCCAAUCUCCGUCCCUGCGAGAUCCUGGUGCCCUCCCUCGUGGGCAACUCUCCCAUCAAGCCCGAGCUCGUCACGGGCACAAAGUUUAUCGUGGUCCGCGAGAACUGCGGCGGUGCCUACUUUGGCGAGAAGCGCGAGGAAGCCGACGUGGCCUCGGAUCUCUGGGUCUAUUCGCGCCCCGAGGUCGAGCGCCUCGCCCGCGUGAGCGCCGCCGUGGCCCGCAUCCUCGGCGACGGCGGCCAGCAGCCGGCCACGGUCUGGAGCGCCGACAAGGCCAACGUGCUCGCCAGCGGCCGUCUCUGGCGCCGCGUCACGUCCGAAAUUUUUGCGCGCGAGUUCCCCGACGUUGCGCUGCAGCACCAGCUGGCCGACAGCAUGGCCAUGCUGAUGGUGCGCGACCCGCGUCGCUUCAACGGCGUCAUUCACACAGACAACACUUUUGGCGACGUCCUCUCCGACAUCUCGGGCGGCAUCACAGGCACGCUGGGCGUGCUGCCGAGCGCGAGCAUUUCGGGCGUGCCCGGCGAGGGCCGAUGCAACGGCAUCUAUGAGCCAGUUCACGGCAGCGCCCCUGACAUCUCGGGCAAGGGACUGGCGAAUCCUGUGGCACAGAUCCUCAGUCUGGCCAUGAUGCUGCGGUACUCGUUCCUGCUUGAGGCCGAGGCGUCGGCCAUUGAGAAGGCUGUAGUGAAAGUCCUGGAUGCGAAGGAAGCUGGCGGCCUCGAGGUCAGGACGGGAGACCUGGGUGGAAAGUCGACAUGCAGUCAAGUGGGAGAUGCUUUGAUUUAUAGCCAAUCCCGCUGA